AAAAUUUGCCACAAAUCUUGUCACAUUCCCGUUAAACUAAAGAUUUACUUACCAUUUUUCGGGGACAGCCAAUAGAAUAAAUCCCUUUUCCCAUUUUUUGUUUGAAGACUGUAAAUCAAGAUCAGAAUCAUCGAAAUGGCAGAUGCAUUGACAGAAGAACAGAUUGCCGAGUUCCGGGAAGCCUUUUGUCUGAUUGACAAAGAUUCUGAUGGUGUAAUCACCAUGGCAGAACUUGCGGCAGUUAUACACUCCUUGAAUGAACAUCCAACAAAGGAAGAAAUUCAAGAAAUGAUAAAUGAAGUCGACAAUGAUGGAGAUGGCACCAUAGAUUUUGAAGAGUUUUUGGGUAUUAUGGCUAGAAAGAUGAAGGACAAUGGAGCAGAGGAACUAAAAGAAGCUUUCAAAGUUUUCGAUAGGGAUCAAGAUGGAUUCAUAUCCGCUAUUGAGUUGAGAAAUGUGAUGAUAAAUUUGGGAGAAAGACUAACUGAUGAAGAGGCUGAACAAAUGAUAAGAGAAGCUGAUCUUGAUGGAGACGGUCUAGUCAGCUAUGAUGAAUUUGUGAGGAUGAUGAUGGCUUCAUCUUCUUGAUUUUAUUCCUUCUUUUGUUAUUUUAUGAAUAUAAUGAAGAAAAUUGUUAAUGUAAUGGCAUAACAAAUACACGGGUGAUGUAAUAAGAUACAAGAAAGGAAAUUCAUGGAACAUGUUACCUCUGUUGCCAAAUAAAUUACCAGCAUUAUUAAAUUAUUC
Messenger RNA from Olea europaea var. sylvestris, 747 nucleotides. Its product is annotated as calmodulin-like. Bases 136 to 588 code for a protein of 150 amino acids. NCBI's taxonomy places the organism in Eukaryota, Viridiplantae, Streptophyta, Magnoliopsida, Lamiales, Oleaceae. The transcript has 4 exons. Gene Ontology annotation, molecular function: enzyme regulator activity; calcium ion binding. The record is from RefSeq and is a predicted model, not a curated record.